Messenger RNA from Penicillium cataractarum, 753 nucleotides. RefSeq names its product double-stranded RNA binding motif domain-containing protein. The transcript is spliced from 3 exons. The coding region runs from base 1 to 753 and encodes 250 amino acids. The record is from RefSeq and is a predicted model, not a curated record. Lineage: Eukaryota; Fungi; Ascomycota; Eurotiomycetes; Eurotiales; Aspergillaceae.
AUGUCCACUUUCCUAGAGGAUAGACUCUAUCUCCUAGGUCUAGAGUGGGCUAAGUUUCAGAUAGGCAUUUGGAUGCACUUCAAACUGCCGCACCUGAUUGAUGCAUCUUCACUUAAAAAAGAGGGAAUCCGAAAGGUUGUCAUGACAGAAAUGCUUCCAUAUGAUGAGAUGCUCGUGGAGCUUAGACUCGAAUUACUGUCGCUGGAAGAAAGAGAGCCAGCGUCUUUCCAAUUCUACCGCCAGAUCGGUGCCAUGGUGAUUCGGAAUGCCGAAAUUACUCAAGGCCCUUUCAUCACUUUAAAAUUAGCCCAGAACAUUCUUUACAGAUACUUGAAUCGAUGCCACGCGGAAAUAUGGAAGGGAGCAGUACCCAAUCGAGGCUCUCCAAGCACGAUGGGAAGCGCUUUCGGAGAUUCCAGUCACGACUUUGAAGGGAAUGACUGCGACAAGAGUGUUGGAGAUAGCGACUCCACUCAAAGUCAUUUCUAUCGAUCCCCAGAUGAACUUCGAUUGACGCAGCAGACUUAUGAUGACUUUGUCUACACAAGUGCUUUGAAAGAGAUGGGAGAUAUGGAAUCUUGCGUGCCGCGAUAUACUUUGAAGCGAAUGGUGGUUGAGCCUCCUAAAUGGAGGGCGAUAGUCCAAUAUAGGGAUCUUCAAUCUUUUGCGGAGGCUAGUUCCAAGAAGGCAGCAAAGCAUUCUGCGUCAAAAUCUCUUUGGUUCCAAAUGGGCAAAAGCCCGUUGGAAAAUUGA